CCUCCCCUGUCUCGCUAUACGGUGAAUCUCGGUUCGCGGUGACGGACGUUAGUUCGGAUGUUUGCUUGUGUCCUCGGAAGAAGUAGCAAUACGUGGUAUCUAUGUAUCGUUAAUCAAAAAAUGCGUUGUAGGACAGUUGCCUGUGUGGUAGGACUUUGCGGACAAUGCAUAGCCCAUAUGUCGCUGAAGCAAGCAAGUCUAAACAGAACUGCAAGCAUCUCAAGCAAUUUUAGCGUGGCAUGUCUCCAAAUACGCCAAACAGCGAUGUCGGUGUUCUUCUUUCCCUUCACCGGGCGCGUAUCAUUGCCCUCUUCCAUGGUCUUACAGUACCACCACCAUCACCACCACUCGUAUUUCUCUCUUUCCUCUGGCAAUCCUUUCGUCUCCUCGUCAUAUCUCUUGUGCUGCUGUCUCUGCCGCCUCUUAUUUCUCGUCGGCGCGAACGGUAUCUGGCCACCUACCUGACAAAGAGACUACCAUCCGCGGCGCCUGCAUUAGAUUCUUCCUCUAAAGGUGUUAGUAUGGGGAUAGUGAUCCCAUCUCGUCUUGCGCCACAGCGCAUCAGCAGCAGCGUGGCCCUUCUUAGCCGUGGGAUACUGCGCGUGCUUGUAGCUGGAAUUGUUGCUGUUGGCGUUCGAAUCGCUGGAGCUACAGAGAUAUGCUAGCGCCUCUUCUCCAUCUUCCACGACUUGGUGUUAAUACGGCGGAAGAAAGGCUUGGUUUAUGGCGUUGGCAUGACGAGGGCGGAUGACAGUGAGAGGUGCGGAGGGUAUGUGGUGUGUGGAGUUUCUAUGCUCGUAUUUCAAGACCAACGGGGAUCUGCUUUCGGCUGGGAG
Molecule: messenger RNA, 836 nt
Organism: Aplosporella prunicola CBS 121167
Lineage: Eukaryota; Fungi; Ascomycota; Dothideomycetes; Botryosphaeriales; Aplosporellaceae
Exons: 2
Coding region: 240-665 (141 amino acids)
Source: RefSeq, a predicted model, not a curated record